CACACAUUGGACACAGUACGAUCAGAGUCUAUCGAAGCGCCAUUGGAAGCACGCUCUUGAGCUUCAGGCAAUCCUCCAGGGUUCGCGAGUGUUUAGUAGUAAUUUAAGUGAAAAGUGUCUUGGCGAGGAUUAUUGGAAGUUUCGGUGAAAAAUCAAGAAAAUUUGACUAGCCAAUCAUGUCUCACGGGAGGACACUCCUUGUGCUCCUGUCACUUGUCAUCCUCAUCACUGCCAUGAAGAUUGACAUCAAGGAGGAGAAACCCUACCGUUUGCCUGGAGACAUCAUCCCUGAAAAGUACAGGCUCGCAGUCGUAACGCAUAUGAAUGAUGACGAAGGAUUUCGUUUCACGGGAAAAGUGUGGAUUAAGAUCAUGCCGAUUAAGCCUGAUGUACCGGUCAUUAAGCUGCACUCGAAAAAACUAAAGAUUCGCUUUAAUGAAAUUAAACUGCUAGCGUGCGAUGAGAAUAGCCCAAAGAGAACUAAGCUCAAAGUCAUCAAAUCGGAACUUAUUCCUGAACAUGAUUUCUUAGUGAUUCACCCGGAAGUGACACUGGAAAAGGGACGAGUUUAUGAGCUGUAUAUUCCAUUUGAAUCAGAACUCAAUAGCGAUUUGGUGGGAUACUACAAGAGCAGUUAUUUAGACAAAAAGACCAAGGAGAAAUGCUGGCUUUCCAUCACUCAGUUUGAACCAACUUAUGCUAGGCAGGCUUUCCCGUGCUUCGAUGAGCCUCAGAUGAAGGCUACUUUUGAGAUAAGCUUAGCACACGACAAGAAAUUCACAGCACUCAGCAAUAUGCCAAUCAAGUGGUCAGAGCCAUUUGAUGGGAAGAGUCACUGGGUAUGGGAUCACUUCCAGGAAUCCGUUCCUAUGUCCACAUAUCUCGUUGCCUACAGCAUCAAUGAUUUCCACUAUAAAGAGUCGUAUGUUAAGAUGGUGGAUGAUGUUGUCUUCAAGAUUUGGGCACGUCCAGAUGCUAUUGAUCAGGUGGACUAUGCCAAGUACGUCGGACCAAAAGUCCUAAAGUUCUAUGAGGACUACUUUGACAUCAAAUUCCCUCUGCCCAAGGUGGACAUGAUUGCUAUCCCGGACUUCGGAGCAGGAGCUAUGGAAAACUUUGGUUUGAUCACAUACCGAGAGACUGCUCUCCUCUUCCAGCCCAACAUUUCCUCUGCCAGUAGCCAGCAUCGUGUGGCCAGUGUGAUAGCCCAUGAACUGGCACAUCAGUGGUUUGGAAAUCUCGUUACAAUGAAAUGGUGGACAGAUCUCUGGUUAAACGAAGGAUUUGCAACAUACAUUGCCAGUAUCGGAGUGGAUCAUCUUCAUCCCGAGUGGAAUUCUUUUGAAGAGGAAAGUCGCGACAACAUCCAAACAGUCUUUGUCUUCGAUGCUCUGAAAUCUAGUCAUCCCGUAUCUGUACCCAUUGGCCAUCCAGGAGAAAUCUCACAGAUCUUCGAUGCCAUCUCAUACAAGAAGGGCUCAACAAUCCUACGAAUGAUGCACAAAUUCCUAGGUGAUGAAGCCUUCCGUAAUGGUGUGCGACACUAUCUGAAGAAACAUAAGUACAACAGUGCUGAACAGGAUGAUCUCUGGGAUAGUUUGACUUACGAAGCUCACAAAAUUAAGGCUCUUCCAGAGGAAUUCAGUGUGAAAAAGAUCAUGGAUUCGUGGACUCUUCAGACAGGAUUCCCUGUGAUUACAGUAGAUCGAGACUAUGAGAAAGGAGUGGCUAAAGUGACUCAAAUUCGCUACCUCCUGGACGCGAAGCGUGAGAAGGAAUUCCUGGAAACCUGCUGGUGGGUCCCAUUGAGUUAUACAACAAAGAAGGAAAUGGACUUCAAUGCUACGGAGGCGAGACACUGGCUCAAAUGUGAGGAUGAGCAUAAACCUGUCCACAAGGUCAUUAAGGAGAUGCCACCACCAGAAUACUGGGUAAUCUUCAAUGUUCAACUCUCAGGGCUGUACAAAGUGAAAUACGACAAGAAGAACUGGGAUUUGUUGAUUGAUCAUCUCACCAGUGAAAAAUUCACCGAUAUUCACACCCUCAAUCGUGCUCAAUUGAUUGAUGAUGCCCUUGAUUUGGCCUGGAGUGGUGAUCAGGAAUAUUCUAUUGCUUUGCGAAUUGUAGAGUACCUCAAGCAGGAGCGUGAGUACAUUCCAUGGAAGACUGCCCUGGAAAAUUUGGCAGCUGUAAAUCGUAUGCUGAAACGCACCCCUCAAUAUGGAUUCUUCAAGAUGUACAUGCGCAAAGUCCUAACUCCCAUGUACAAGCUAAUGGGUGGAAUUAUGAGUGAUAAGAAGGCUUCUGAUCGUCUCGAUGCAGUUAAGCACAAGAUUUUGAUCACAAGUUGGGCCUGUAGGUUCGAUGUGCUUGACUGUCGUGAAGAAUCUAUUAUGCUGUUCAAGAAGUGGAUGCUGGAAAAGGAACCUGACUUUAAGAAUCCCAUCCCUCUGGACAUGAGAUCAGUCGUCUAUUGCAAUGCUAUUCGUAUGGGAAGUGAGAAGGAAUGGAAUUUCCUCUGGGAUCGCUAUCUCAAGAGCAAUGUUGGUACCGAAAAAAUCAUGAUCCUCAGCUCUCUGGCAUGCAGCAGGGAAGUCUGGAUUUUGUCACGGUAUCUCGAGUGGUCUUGCCAAGAAGAGGCUGGAGUGAGGAAGCAAGAUAUGCCCACAGUAUUUAGCAGCAUUGCCCACACUGAAGUUGGGUAUCAUUUGGCUAAGGGAUAUUUCUAUGAGAACUUUGACAAGAUCUACGAGUAUUUGGGAGCUGAUACAACGAGAUUGGAUAGAUUUGUGCGGCCACUGGCAAAGGAAAUGACCACCGAAAAGGAGUUGGUUGAGCUGACAAGCUUCGUGAAGGCUCAUGCCCAGCAACUCGACAAAGCCACUCAGGGCGUAAAGCAAGCCAUCGAGACCGUAGAGAUCAACACUCAGUGGCAACACAAGAACUACAAGAGCAUCUCUCGUGUCCUCAAGGAGUUCACAGAAAUUCAUAAGGAGUGAAAGCCACGUAAAAAUUAGCGAAAGCGAUUUGUGUGAAUCGUAAAUAAAAGAGAAAUAUAUAAAAUUUUGAGAA
Molecule: messenger RNA, 3072 nt
Organism: Phlebotomus papatasi
Lineage: Eukaryota; Metazoa; Arthropoda; Insecta; Diptera; Psychodidae
Product: aminopeptidase N-like
Exons: 5
Coding region: 177-2999 (940 amino acids)
Biological process (GO): proteolysis; peptide catabolic process
Cellular component (GO): cytoplasm
Molecular function (GO): peptide binding; zinc ion binding; metalloaminopeptidase activity
Source: RefSeq, a predicted model, not a curated record